AGGCCGCGGUCACACUCUUGCUGCGCGCGUCGAAUAAAACAAUGAAAAUAGUGACGAAUUUUUUUCCGUUGAUGUAUUGUUGAAGAAAAGCUCGCGGCGCGAUGUUUAACUGGCAGCUCGUGUAUUUUUGUUAAUUUUUUUAAGUUUAAAAAAUACGUUAAGGCAAUAAAUGUGAGUGAGCAGGGAGAAAUAACCCACUACGAAACACGACGACAGCGACGCUGACAACGAAAAAUGAUCAAGCCGAAUCUAUGCGCCAAAUCUUGGUUGUAGUUUUAGGCCAAACAACGACUAAAAACCACGGCUUAAAACGCACAAAGGAGAACUGCAGCUCUGGCUGGCGCUGCGGCGGCGGCAAUCGACUACAAAAGCAGAUUAUUGCAGAUAUAUACGUAUAUUUGUGUAUAUAGUUUUUUUUUUUUGCUGGUGUGACGCUCGUUUUGUUACGACGUUUCCGAUGAUCUUGGCCCGUUGUUGUUUGCCUUUCGUGUUGUUGUAACUCGUUUUGUGCGCGCGUGUGAUGUGUGAUUCAUGCAACCCAACAGCACCAGCAACAACAACGAAAACGACAAAAAGAGUGAAAUAUGCUAAGUAAAUAAGUGGCAGGCCAAAGAGAGUAGUAGAAGCCACAAAAUACUUCUUUGACGCGUGCAUCCUCGAUUGAGAGCGCAAGAUAAAAAGCCAUACACAAAAACACACCACGAUCGCGCUCAGUGAGAGUGAGCAAGAAAGAGAGAGAUACAGACAGACAGACAGAGAGAGAGAGAGAGAGAGAACAGAGGUGUGUUGUAGUUGUACAGCUGUCAAGUGCGCCGAAGCAGCGGCAGCGACAGCGACUGCGACGUCCAAGUCCUUUUUCGUUCGACUAGCAGGCCAUCUCGCUCGCACGCUAGAUCACUAUUCUCCUCCACUGCAGCUGCCUCUCUAACAACUGAAAACCGAAAAACCACGAACAAGAAGAAGAGAGAGGAUGCCAACAACAAACUGCAGCAGCAGCAGCAGCAGCAGCGGCAGCGGGCAGACAAGCAUAAAGAAGAGCAUUCCAUUGGAAAAAACGUGUGCAUUAUUAUUAAUAUAAUUAAUAAUUACUAAAACAACAACGAAAUACAUGUGCGUGCGUGUGAGUGAAAUAGAAAGUGCAUUAACAGCAACAGAAACAACAACAACAAACAGUAAAGUGUAAAAAUACCAAUACAACAAGAGCAAUACAAACGAAAUGAAGGUUACCGUUUGCUUCGGCGAUGUGCGCAUUCUGGUGCCCUGCGGCUCCGGAGAACUUCUCGUCAGCGAAUUGGUCAAGGAGGCAACGCGCCGCUACAUCAAGGCAGCCGGAAAGCCGGACUCGUGGGUGACGGUGACGCAUCUACAGACACAGUCGGGCAUCCUCGAUCCCGACGACUGUGUGCGGGAUGUGGCCGACGAUCGGGAACAGAUCCUCGCACACUUUGAGGAUCCCGGACCGGAUCCGGGCGUGGCGCAGGGCGGCGGCGACGGAGCCUCCGGCAGCUCCUCGGUGGGCACCGGGUCGCCGGACAUCUUCCGCGACCCCACGAACACGGAGGCCCCCACCCGGGACCUGUCCACGCCGCACAUCGAGGUGACGAGCACCACCUCGGGCCCGAUGGCCGGCCUGGGCGUGGGCCUGAUGGUGCGCCGCAGCAGCGACCCCAAUCUGCUGGCCUCGCUCAAGGCGGAGGGCAGCAACAAGCGUUGGUCGGCGGCGGCGCCACACUACGCCGGCGGCGAUUCGCCCGAGCGUCUGCUGAUCGACAAGGCCGGCGGCCAGCUGUCGCCCCAAUGGGAGGAGGAGGAUGACGUCGCCAGCCAGCAGCAGCUCAAGGAACAGCUGCUGCUCCAACAGCAGCAGCAGCAGCAGCCCCCAGCUGCCGCCCAUCAGCCAUUCGCCCGCUCGGGGCGCCUGUCCAUGCAGUUCCUGGGCGACGGCAACGGCUACAAGUGGAUGGAGGCGGCCGAGAAGCUGCAGCAUCAGAACCAGAACCCGAACCCGAGCCAGAACCCGGGCCAGAAUCAGAACCACCAUUCGGGACACCGGGAAGCACAUUCCGGACAGUCGUCGCUGCCGAACAGCGCCUACUCGAGCAAGUCCCUGCCGCGGGAGAGCAAGCGGAAGGAGCCGCUGGGGCAGGCGUACGAGUCGAUCCGCGAGAAGGACGGCGAGAUGCUGCUGAUCAUCAACGAGUACGGCAGUCCGCUGGGCCUCACGGCCAUGCCGGACAAGGAGCACGGCGGCGGACUCCUUGUCCAGCACGUGGAGCCCGGCAGUCGGGCCGAGCGCGGGCGGCUGCGGCGCGAGGACCGCAUCCUCGAGAUCAACGGCAUCAAGCUGAUCGGCCUCAGCGAGUCGCAGGUCCAGGAGCACCUCCGACGGGCCCUCGAGUGCUCCGAGCUGCGGGUGCGCGUCCUGCGCGGCGACCAGCAGCAGCGCCAGCAGCGGCGCGACUCCAAGGUGGCCGAAAUGGUCGAGGUGGCCACCGUCUCGCCCACGCGAAAGCCGCACGCCGCCCCCGUGGGCACCUCCCUGCAGGUGGCCAACACCCGGAAGCUGGGCCGCAAGAUCGAGAUCCUGCUCAAGAAGGGCCCCAACGGCCUGGGCUUCUCGGUGACGACGCGCGACAAUCCCGCCGGCGGCCACUGCCCCAUCUACAUCAAGAACAUACUGCCCCGCGGCGCGGCCAUCGAGGACGGACGCCUCAAGCCCGGCGAUCGGCUGCUCGAGGUCGACGGCACUCCCAUGACGGGCAAAACCCAAACCGAUGUGGUGGCCAUCCUCCGGGGCAUGCAGGCGGGCGCCACAGUCCGCAUAGUCGUCUCCCGUCAGCAGGAGCUGGCCGAGCAGACCGAUCAGGCGGCAGCAGCAGCGGCAGCACAGGCAGAAAAAGCCGCUUCCGCAGCCGCUCCUGCUGCGGCUUCCAUCCAGGUGCAGAAAUCGAGCAGCGCCCGUUCGCUCUUCCAGCAGCAGCAGCAGCAGCUCCUUAACGAAUCUCAGCAUUUCAUCGAUGCGGGCAGCGAGUCGGCAGCCUCAAAUGAUAGCCUGCCGCCGAGCAGCAACAGCUGGAAUACCCGCGAGGAGCUGACGCUGCACAUACCAGUGCACGACACGGAGAAGGCCGGACUGGGGGUGAGCGUCAAGGGAAAGACCUGCUCGAACCUGAAUGCCUCCAGCUCGAGUGGCAGUGGCGGUGGCAGCGGCAGCGGCCAGAUGAAGCACGACGGCGAUCUGGGGAUAUUCGUGAAGAGCGUUAUCCAUGGCGGAGCCGCCUCCCGGGACGGACGACUGCGGAUGAACGACCAGCUGCUGAGCGUGAACGGGGUGUCGCUGCGCGGCCAGAACAAUGCCGAGGCCAUGGAGACACUGCGUCGGGCGAUGGUCAAUACGCCGGGCAAGCAUCCGGGCACCAUAACGCUCCUCGUGGGCCGCAAGAUCCAGCGCUCGGCCAGCUCCAGCGACAUCCUGGACCAGGGUCUGAAUCAGAGUCACAAUCACAGCCAUAGCAACGGCAGCGGCAGCGGCAGCGGCAGCAGCAACAGCAACAGCGGCCACAACAACAGCAGCUCUAAUGCGAGCGACAAUUCGGGGGCCACCGUCAUUUACUUGAGUCCCGAGAAGCGGGAACAGCGCGGCGGCGGCAACGAAAGAGGAGCCGGCGGCAGCAGCGAGAUGAACAGAUGGAGCAACCCCGUUUUGGAUCGUCUAACCGGUGGCAUUUGCUCCACAAACACACAGGCCCAGCAGCAGCUCUCGCAGCAACAUCCGCAGCAGCAACAGCAUCAGCAGCCGCAGCAGCCACGUCGCCUGCCCCCAACCCCGAUCUGCAGCAGUGCGGCACUCCGCAACGAGAGCUACUACAUGGCCACCAACGACAACUGGUCGCCGGCGCAGCUCCAUCUGCUGACGGGCCAUGGAAAUACGGCGCUGCUGAUCGAGGACGAUGCCGAGCCAAUGUCCCCGGUCCUGCCGGCGCGUCCCCACGAUGGGCAGCACUGCAACCCGAGCAGCGCCAACCCAUCGUCGCAGACGAAGGCAGUGGCAGCGGGAGUGCCAGCGGGAGUGGCCGUCACUGUGCCGGGCACACCGUCGAGCAGCAGCACCUUCGACGCCACCUACUCGUCGCAGCUCAGCCUGGAGACGAACUCGGGCGUGGAGCACUUCUCGCGCGAUGCUCUGGGCCGGCGCAGCAUCUCGGAGAAGCACCAUGCGGCGCUGGAUGCCCGCGAGACGGGCACCUACCAGCGCAACAAGAAGCUGCGCGAGGAGCGCGAGCGCGAGCGCCGCAUCCAGCUGACCAAAUCGGCCGUCUUUGGGGGCUCCGUCGAGUCGCUGACGACCCGGAUCGCCAACGCCAAUGCCCAGCUGGCGGGCUACAGGCACGCCAAGACCGCGUCCAGCAUCGAGCAGCGCGAGUCGAUGCAGCAGCAGCUGGCGGCCGCCGAGGCCGAGGCCCGCGACCAGCUGGGGGACCUGGGCCCCUCGCUGGGCAUGAAGAAGUCCUCGUCGCUGGAGUCGCUCCAGACCAUGGUCCAGGAGCUGCAGAUGUCCGACGAGCCGCGUGGCCAUCAGGCUCUGCGUGCCCCGCGCGGCCGCGGCAGGGAGGACAGCCUCAGGGCGGCGGUUGUCAGCGAACCGGAUGCGAAUAAGCCCCGCAAGACGUGGCUGCUGGAGGAUGGGGACCACGAGGGCGGCUUUGCCUCGCAGCGGAACGGACCCUUCCAGAGCUCCCUGAACGACGGCAAGCACGGCAGCAAGUCGUCGCGAGCCAAGAAGCCGAGCAUUCUGCGGGGCAUCGGACACAUGUUCCGCUUCGGCAAGAACCGCAAGGACGGGGUGGUGCCAGUGGACACCUACAGUGCUGUGGCCAUCUCUCCGCCCUCAUCGGUGGUAUCAUCAUCGCCACAGCUGCAGCAGCAACAGCAGCAGCAGCAGCAGCUGCAACAGCAACAGCAACAGAUACCCGCCGCUGCGCUGGCAGCUUUGGAGAGGAAUGGAAAGCCGCCAGCAUACCAGCCACCGCCGCCACUGCCAGCACCGAAUGGUGUGGGUGCGGGCGGGGCCGGCGGUGUAACGGCAGCGAAUGGCGGCAUCCAUCAGAACGAUAUAUUCAAUCAUCGGUAUCAGCAUUAUGCCAACUAUGAGGAUCUGCAUCAGCAUCAGCAGCAGCAGCAGCAGCAACAGCAGCAGCAUCAACAGAUUAGCACAUCAGUCGAGAGGCUAUCGGAGUCGACGCUCGAAUGCAUGCGUCAGCAGGUGAUACGACAACGCAUCAAGGUGGAGGCGGAAAGUCGCCGCCAUCAGCAUUACCAUUCGCAGCGCAGCGCCCGUUCGCAGGACAUCAGCAUGCACUCGACCAGCUCCUCGUCGCACCACCAGCAUCCGCAGGCCCAGACGCAGGGCCACACGAACGGCGGCAUCCGUCCCAUGAGCAGCUACUACGAGUACGAGACCGUGCAACAGCAGCGUAUGGGCAGCAUCAAGCACAGCCACCACAGCAGCCACAAUGGGGCGGCAGCAGGCACCACGGGGGCCUCGGGCUCCUCGGCGUCGCCCAUCAAUGUGCCCCACUGGAAGGCGGCCGCCCUCAACGGCUACUCCCCGGCCAGCCUGAACAGCAGCUCCCGCAGCCGCGGACCUUUUGUCACCCAAGUGACCAUUCGAGAGCAGAGCGGCAUGCCGUCCCAGCUGCAGCAGCAGCAGCAGCCUACCUACCAGACCGUGCAGAAGAUGGGGCCACAGUCACAGUACGGCAGCAGUGCUGGCUCCCAGCCGCACGCCUCGAAGGUGUGACUAUAGGUGCUGGCGCAUGCGCGCGCCACACGGGAUGUGCUCGUGGAGGAUAAUCAGCAGCAGCAGCAGCAACAGCAGCAGCUGGGGCUAAGCGAGGUCAGCGAAGUAGAGAUCUUCUACUACGCCACCGAAUGCUGAGACACUUCCUUCCUGGACACCCACCGGGCCUCUCUCCUCCGCAUGGGAGGGACGCUGUGUGUGACGCUGGGCAGCCGGCAAAAACCAGAGAUUUUUUUUUACCCAAUGGAUUGGAUGGCACUGGAGAUGGAUGGAGUUUUUCGAAAAAAUGUCCACAUUUUGUACACAAGACACACCCCCAUACAAACGUACACGCAUACAUACAUACAACUUGUAUUUAGAUUAAAUUUAAGUCCAUUUAUUCCCAAUGCAUACGUACAUAUAUGUACUCGAUAUGAAAUGAAAAGUAUUCCCCUAUUUAAAGAAGAACCUUAUGUUGUAUUCACUCUUUUAAUAUCUAAGUCAAACGAACGCCUUUGUACAUAAUUAGGUUUAUGCAGAAGCCAACAAAAAACCCACAAAACAUGCGAGUUGCACUUUGGACUCCCACGACGAAGUACCAUUUCUCCAUUUAUUUUCAUUCGUUUUUGUUGUAUAUAGAACUUUUGUUUGUUUUGUUAGCUUUAAAGCGGACGCCAUUUUGUGUGCAAAAGGUUAGGAUUUGCAACAGCGAAAAAGUAAAACUUAAAGCACCCACACACACACACACACAAACACACAUAUAGUACUAUAUUGUAUACCAUAAAUAAUUUUUUUUAUUUUUUUUUUUUUUUGUCUAUAUAAGAUCGAAAUUGUGCAGCCGACCUUUCGGGUCUUCCCGGGGUCUCUAAAAGACAGGCAGCUUCAUUUAGUUAUACGUAAUAAUUAUAUGCAAUUAUGGUACAUAGAACGUAAGCGUAAGCAAAUAGUGUAGCGAGUAGUACAUACAUAUAUACCCUAGAAGUUUAUUCUGUGUACUUUGUAAGUAAUUUGUAAAUUACGGCACCGAAUUGCGAAUUAAAAGCUAACGAUUUCCAUAAACAA
Drosophila miranda is the source of this 6841-nucleotide messenger RNA. It is a transcript of the gene baz, whose product is annotated as partitioning defective 3 homolog. NCBI's taxonomy places the organism in Eukaryota, Metazoa, Arthropoda, Insecta, Diptera, Drosophilidae. The transcript has 8 exons. Gene Ontology annotation, cellular component: cell cortex; apical plasma membrane; adherens junction. The record is from RefSeq and is a predicted model, not a curated record. Bases 1217 to 5800 code for a protein of 1527 amino acids. Gene Ontology annotation, biological process: establishment of centrosome localization; cell adhesion; microtubule cytoskeleton organization. Gene Ontology annotation, molecular function: protein binding; phosphatidylinositol binding.